Molecule: messenger RNA, 937 nt
Organism: Anthonomus grandis grandis
Lineage: Eukaryota; Metazoa; Arthropoda; Insecta; Coleoptera; Curculionidae
Exons: 3
Coding region: 348-839 (163 amino acids)
Source: RefSeq, a predicted model, not a curated record
AAUUUCUGCUCCGUAUCCGCGAGAUGUUCCGCUCCAGGACCAGAUCAACAACAUCAUCAUCAUCGGCAUGAUGUCGCGAGUGCUCUUUUGUUUUUCUCUCUUUCUCUCGUGGUUUUUAUCGGACCUUAAAUUAUUUAGAUAAUGCGAUAACAGUUUCUUAUCAGUUUUCCGUGCGUGUGUGUGUAUGUGUGGAUUCUUAUCUAUUUAGUGUAUGUUUCGGUGUAAAAAGAAUUAAAACGUGUUUGAGGUCUAUUUUACUCAACUUUUCACUCACGCUUUGGUUGACUUAAAAAAUAAUUUUGAAUAAAAAUCUUAGACCUUCUAAAACAUUCAAACAGAACUAAAAAAUGACGUCGCGAUUUCGUUCGGCUUCUCCUCCUCCGCCUCCUCCUCCUCCCGGCACCUGUUGCCAGUGUCUCCACACCUCCAAAGAGCCCCAACGGCCCAAAUCUCUAAUGGAGAGUCUCUUGGUGGCGAAAAUGGAAACUUUGGGCCAAAGUGGGGGUUCCGGGGCACUAACUCGUCCCCAGUUGAUCCGGACUGAUAGUGUUGACUCGUGCAGCUCUUAUGGCUCUACUGGCUCGUUUUCUUUCAUCAAUAACGACUACUGUCGCUGUGACGAUUGUUUAUUGGGAAUCGCUGACCUGUACGCGGAACCCGAGCAAGAGGAGAAGAAGAAAAAGACUACAAUUUCCACCACGCGUCCCGUUCCCCGUCUCCCGCCUCGACGAACGCCUCGCCUCGAAUCUCCCCAAAAGUGUCGCCCAGGUCCAGUCGUAGGGUGUUCCGAAGGAGUCGGAGCCCCGCCACCCCCCAGAGCCCCACCAGCCCCAAUUUAGGCGGCAGCAGACGCAGUUCCUACACCGGAUACGAGCAGUACCAAAGCAGUUUGCUGGAGGUGCCGUUUUACGCCGAGUACGGAGAUCCCAGUUCGGAC